Bufo bufo (common toad) is the source of this 3651-nucleotide messenger RNA. It is a transcript of the gene HFM1, whose product is annotated as helicase for meiosis 1. The coding region runs from base 1 to 3651 and encodes 1216 amino acids. NCBI's taxonomy places the organism in Eukaryota, Metazoa, Chordata, Amphibia, Anura, Bufonidae. The record is from RefSeq and is a predicted model, not a curated record. The transcript has 34 exons. Gene Ontology annotation, molecular function: ATP binding; nucleic acid binding.
AUGACGAAGAAGCAGAGAGGUUUCAGACAGUUUCCUGUGCUUGAAACCUCUCCCCUAACUCCUGGACAAUCUGAGCAAGAAAUCUACACUCCCUGCAUUGAUGAUAUUCCACUGAGUCAAGAUCUUCAAAAAGAAAUAGCAAGCAGUCAGUCAUCAGAUUCUCGUUUGUUCGGCUCCAGAUUGAACGAGAUCAUUUCUGAGGCCACGGGUGGCAAAAUGCCCGCCCAGAUGGGCGACCCCCAUGGCUUCUACACAGGAACAUACUCAUCCAGGGGUAUUGCCCUUAUUCCCUAUUUGAACGAUAUUCUCAUCAACGCUUUUACCAUUCGGCAGAACGAGGGCAGUGUGCACAUCACCCUGGAUGCCCUGACACGCUUUGGCUGGCUGGUGAACUUCCAGAAGUCAUCCCUACGUCUUAGCACAUGGAUCACCUUCCUCAGCAAUAUCAAUAUCGCCUCGACCAAAGUCCUUUUUCCUUCGGACAAGCAUCUGUCCCUUCAGUGUAAUGUUCAUCUUCUUCUCCGGCGGAGGCAUCCAUUGCUCCGUCUUUGCAUCUUAUUUAAACAACACGAUCCUUUCACUUUUGGAGAAAGACAAAUACUCACAGAUGAUACACAGAAACCCAACUAUGACCAACACGUUUCUGUAGAUUUAACAUGCAGUCCUAAUGAGAGUGCAGAUGUCCAUCAAAGUUGCAAUGAGGAUCUUGGAAGAGUUUCGUUUCCUACCUCCUUAACAUUUAUGAGUGGAAAAGUUGCCAACACUCCAUAUGGGAUCCUAAAACCUGUCUCUGAGAUUCCUAAACAAUUUAGGAAUAUCUUUAAGGAGUUUCCAUAUUUUAAUUAUAUACAGUCAAAGGCUUUAGAUGAUCUUCUGUAUUCCAAUAAAAACUUUGUCAUGUGUGCUCCAACUGGUUCUGGAAAGACAGUGAUAUUUGAGAUAGCAGUUGUGCGAUUACUAAUGGAGACUCCUGCUCCAUGGACAAAAGUUAAAAUCGUAUACAUGGCUCCAAUAAAAGCUUUAUGUGGCCAAAGAUUUGAAGACUGGAAAGAAAAAUUUGAACCCAUUGGACUGCUCUGUAAGGAGCUGACAGGGGACACAGAGGUGGAGGACUUAUUUGAGAUUCAGCAUGCCCACAUUAUAAUGACAACCCCAGAGAAAUGGGAUAGUAUGACUAGGAAAUGGAGGGACAAUACGCUGGUUCAACUUGUACGUCUCUUUCUUAUCGACGAGGUGCAUACAGUGAAAGAUGAAACCCGAGGAGCUACUCUUGAAGUUGUCGUCAGCAGAAUGAAAACAAUGCAGGCCUCCCUUUCUCGUGCAGCAAAGAGUGCCGAAGAGUUUCCGAACAUGCGCUUUGUUGCAGUUUCAGCAACAAUUCCUAAUGCCGAAGAUAUUGCAGAAUGGCUUUCAGAUGGAAAGCAUCCUGCCCUAUGUAUGAAGAUGGAUGAAUCUCAUCGACCAGUGAAACUCCGAAAAGUUGUCCUGGGAUUUCCUUACAACAGUAAUCAAACUGAAUUUAAGUUUGACCUAAGCCUUAACUAUAAAAUAGCAGGUGUUAUACAGACCUAUUCAGAUCAGAAGCCAACGCUUGUUUUCUGUGCCACAAGGAAAGGUGUUCAACAAGCAGCUUCUGUCCUUGCAAAGAAUGCAAAUUUUAUCCUGAGCACUGAACAUAAGAAGAGGCUUCUGAAGGCUGCUAAUGCUGUAAAAGAUGCAAAACUGCGGGAUCUUGUGCUAUAUGGAGUGGGAUAUCACCAUGCCGGUAUGGAUGUAUCAGAUAGGAAAAUAAUUGAAGCGACCUUCACAGCCGGAGAUCUACCAGUACUUUUUACUACUAGCACUCUGGCUAUGGGUGUGAAUCUUCCAGCUCAUUUGGUAAUAAUAAAAUCCACCAUGCAUUAUGCAGCAGGAAUGUUUCAGGAGUACAGUGAGACAGACAUUCUGCAGAUGAUUGGCAGGGCUGGAAGACCUCAGUUUGAUACGACAGCCAUAGCAGUUAUCAUGACAAGGAUCAGUACUAAAGAGAAGUAUGUACAGAUGAUAGAUGGAAUGGAUACCAUUGAAAGCAGCCUGCACAGGCAUCUUGUGGAACAUCUGAAUGCAGAAAUAUCUUUGCAUACUAUAACUGAUGUUAACAUUGCUUUGGAGUGGAUAAAGUCAACCUUCUUGUACAUUAGAGCAUUGAAAAAUCCUUCUCAUUAUGGUUUUCCACAAGGGCUGGAUAAAAUAGGAAUUGAAGCUAAAUUGCAGGAGCUUUGCCUGAGAAAUCUGAAUGAUUUAUCAUCAGUUGGAUUAAUUAGAAUGGAUGAAGAAAUCAAUUUUAAGCCUACAGAAAACGGUAAACUGAUGGCAUUGUACUAUAUUGCCUUUGACACAGCUAAACUGUUUAACUGUAUUCAAGGAAAAGAAACACUGAUUGACCUGGUCAUGUUGAUAUCUACAUGUAAGGAAUUUUCUGAUGUGCAGCUCAGAACCAGUGAGAAGAAAAUACUUAAUUCACUGAAUAAGGAUAAAAACAGAGUAACCAUCAGGUUUCCAAUGGAAGGGAAGAUAAAAUCUAAGGAAAUGAAAGUUAAUUGUCUCAUACAGGCUCAGCUUGGAUGUCUUCCCGUUCAAGAUUUUUCUUUGACCCAAGAUAUGGCAAAGAUUUUCAGACAUGGCACACGAGUGGCUAAAUACCUGUCUGAGUAUUUAGCAUUACAAGAAACGAAAUUCAUUGCAUUUCUUAAUGCAAUAAUUCUGACCAAGUGCUUCAGGUGCAAAUUGUGGGAAAAUUCAUUACAUGUAUCCAAACAAUUGGAUAAAAUUGGUGUUAAUUUAGCUAAUGCAAUGGUGAAUGCUGGCCUUACAUCAUUUAAAAAAAUUGAAGAAAUUAAUGCCAGAGAACUGGAGUUGAUUGUGAACAGACACCCUCCAUUUGGAAAUCAAAUAAAAGAAUCUGUAAUAUAUCUUCCAAAGUAUGGACUUAGUGUUGAGCAGGUAGGAAGAUAUAGUCCUUCCAUAGCUGAAAUCCUUGUUACUGUUAAGUUGACAAACUUUGAGCAGCUACAGAAAAAGAGAACGGCUCAUGACUUACAUUAUGUCUCUCUCAUUAUUGGAGACUUGGAUAACCAUGUUGUAUUUAAGCAGAAAAUCAUGGAUUCUACCUUGAUAAGGUCAGGAAUUUGGACAAGAAAAAUUGAAAUCAAAAGAAUUUCCACAUCAGAGGAACUAAGUAUAAAUCUUAUAAGCUCUGAUUAUGUUGGCCUUGACAUUCAGCAAAGCUUCAGCGUUCUUUAUGCUGUGCCACAGCGAUGUGAGAGAGAUGUGGGAGCUAAGUGGAAAUCUGAAGAUACAUUUUCAAAGGAAAGUAACGCAAGAUCCAACUCUGGAAGCUUGCAGACAUUGAUAAGAAAAGGAAUGAGAGAAUGUAACCAUCAUUGCAAAAACAAAGAAGCUUGUGGACAUGAAUGUUGUAAAACCGGAGUUUCUUAUAAAGCUGACAGUAAAACUAAUUCAGACUUCUCUUCAUAUCUGAGUGAUCUAAGGAGUCGAAAUUCAGUUUCAUCAGCUCCACCAGUAAAGAGACUAAAGAUGCAGAUGCAAAGUGAGUUGAAAACUGUGAACCUGGAAAAGUUUGCCUUCAUGCCUAAAGCUUCCAUGACGUGA